AUGAGUAAAGAGAUUGUGAUUGAUACUGUUGUUUAUAAAAUUCAUCCAUAUUAUAAUUUAUAUGCUGCUUCUGAAAAUGGAACUGUUAUACAUAUCAUCAAACAGGAACCACUAGUUGGUCAUAAAUCACAUACUGGUUACAGACAAGUUGUUGUGAGACGCUAUAAUGAUCGCAAACAAAAGGGAUAUUUUAUCCACCGAUUCAUCUGGGAAUGUUACAAUGGAAUUAUUACUAAUGAUAGAGUAAUUGAUCAUUAUAACGAUGUUAGGGAUGAUAAUAGACUUUCUAAUUUACAGCUGCUAAUUACGCAACAAGAAAAUUGUCUGAAGUCAGCCAAAAAACGAGAUUAUUCAUUUGCUGUAAGAAAUAACCAAAAUCGGAAAUUUGUGAAGGCUAUUGAUCUAGUGACAAAUGAAAUUGUAUAUUAUAAUAGUUUAUACUCGGUCCAACAACACAUAAAUGUUAAUUGUGGUAUAGUAAAGAUGGUAUGUGAGGUAUUGUAA
Messenger RNA from Porites evermanni, 504 nucleotides. The record is from the annotation of a GenBank genome assembly. Lineage: Eukaryota; Metazoa; Cnidaria; Anthozoa; Scleractinia; Poritidae.